UUUGUUAAACUCGCACACACCAGCAGCCGAACAAGAAAGAAGGACGUCGUUUUCGUCGACUGUGCUCGGGCUUUUCGAAUAUCUCGCGUGAAAAGUGGAAUUUGUUGGCUAAUUUCGAGUUUACCCGUUGUUUAACUCCGUCGAAAGUUGGUGCGAACCGUGGCCAGUUCCGGUGGGCACCGGAAGCAUCUGAAUUCGGGACCGGGUCUCGCGUUUCCGGUGUGUAAAAUAAUAUUUGACUGAAACACUGGUUUCAGAAAAAGUCGGUCGGUGACGGUGGAAAAGAAUGUGAGCAAAAGUUUCUUUUUCAUUUUUGGCCCAUUAUUCGUCUUUUCGUCUGGCCGUUUUCAGUCGUCGACUGCUUGGAUAGAGAUUUUUUUCUCGAAAUUUACACGUUCUACUUUCGCGUCAAUUCAACCAUUGGCCUGGUGUUUUCCUUGUCCCGAAAUCCUUGGUGGAAAAUAUUGUUAUUUGGACCCGAGGAAUCAAGGAAAAGUCAACCCAUUUCAUCGGAAGCCCGUGUGGAAAAGCUAAAAUGAGAAAAGCAUAAGAAGAUUGGUGAGGGAAGAAGAAACCCGUGCAGCAGUUCAGUGUGAAGAAGGAGGAAAAGUAGGAGAAAAUGUGUGAAAUGCCUACCAGUGGUGUUUAUGUGUCGAAAAAUUGGGCGCUUUUCCAGCUGAGAAAAUUCGGACGCAGCGAAAAUCCGCACUUUGCGACGACAGACAAAUAUGUCAUAGAGUGAAAAUUAAAAGAUUUUUUUUUCUGCUGUCUAGGCAGACAAACAGACAAACUACAACAAAAAGCAGUAUGGUCGUUUCACACCUUUCAGUGAAGAAAACAAAACUCGUAAAUCGUCGAUGGUGAAAAACUAAUCAUCGUUCCAUCAACAAAAAAUUUCAUCAAAUAUCGACAAUUACUUUCUUCUGAUAGUGUUGUCUUAAAUCUAACGCAAUGGGAGAUCGCGAUGUACCAAGCGUCCCAAUCACUACACUGGCUGGUCUGACCAGUUUAUCGGAUUUACUAAGUGAGCUUCCUAUUUCCGAUUCUUUAUCGACCAUUUCAACGGCUCUCAAUCGAUCGCUGCUGUUCCAUCCACGAGUGGCAGAAGAGGCCAACAACCUGCUCGCAACCAGAGAUGACAGUCUCAUUGGGCAGCUGGCUAAUGCUAUCGAGCAAACAAAUUCAGAUCACAUCGAACUGAAGGAUCAGUAUGCCCACCAUUCUCCCGGUAAGCAGCAACAUCUGCAGGAAGGUCCUCUGCUGCUCCAAGCGAUCCAUUCCUGCCGACCGGAUGUGUUUAACAGACCUCAGGUGUCGACGCAUCAUCAGCAAUCUCAACAGCAGCAGAUAUUGAGCGCACAACAGCAACAAAAACUAAUAUCCACAUCACAAACACAACAUUCAAAUUUUUCAAGUGAUCACUAUACUUCCGUUCCGAUACAACAUCUUCACCAACAGCAGCAGCAACAGGCUAUUUUCACUAAUCAAAUUCAGCUACCAGUCCAACAACAACAGCAUAACCAGCAGCCGAUUAUUUUAAGCCAGUCUCCUAUAAUUAUCCAGCAUCCUAACACAGCCCAAUCAGUAGUUGUUCAUUCGCAGGCGUUACACAAAACGCCGCAACAACCGUUGGCAGUGCAGGUGACCCAUUUGGGACAACCCGCUUCCAGUGCCACUGUAGUUUCCUAUCAGCAUCCAAAGCAGCAUCAGCAGCAGCAGCAAGCUCAGCCACAAAAAGUUAUCGUCCGACAGCAAAUCAUUAAUCUACCCAAUAUUGCUUACUCCAACUCCUCAGAAAACAGUCAACAGCCGCAACAACAACAAAUCUUCCAACAACAGCAGCAACAAUUCCUUCAACAGCAACAACAGCAGACACCAAACGUUAUCGUAUCUCAUCCAUCGGUCAUCCAAAACCAACAACAGCAGCAUCAGUUUCACAAUCAGCUUCCGCAACAACAACAACUACAACAACAACCAUUGUUGCAUCAACCGCAUCGUUCCGUAAUUCAACAGUCAUCGGUUCCCCAGCAACAACAGUCCGCUUUAGCAGCUGCUAGCACUUCCUCGAACGUGCUUCCACAACACAAUUUGCUGAACCAUGUGGUGGUUACCCAACAACAACAGCAGCAGCAGCAGCAGAUUACCCAUCAACCACAGCAUAUGACCAACAACGUUGUUCAACAGAAUCAUCAAACAACAGGAGGGAUCAUGAAGCCGCAACAACAAUCCCAUCCUAUUGGUUUCGAACAAUCUCAGUUGAAAAAUGGCAGUACCACUGCCCUUCAUAAUCAUCAGUAUCCUCAACAGCAGCAACAACCACCUCAACAGCAACAGCAUCCCAAUCACAUCAUCAAAACGCCCGAAGCUGCACCUCGGAACAGUGAAUAUCUGCAGCAGCAACAAAGUAAAAAUUUAGACUCACGGGGUCGUCCUUCACCUGCCCAAGGAACUACUGCUCCUGAAACAGAUCCCGCACAAACACAGCUGCGAAAAGAACAAGCUGCUACUCCGAUGCAAAGGAUAGCACAACAAUCUACAACAGUGACCCCAAACAAACCCCGGCCUCCAGGUGUUGCCGGUGGUCCACCAACAUCGGGCGCACCCGGCACUCCUUUAACUCCAAGGCCACCUGGACAACCACCUUUGACAACCCCCGGAAUAGGUGCUAGUCAAAGGCCAAUAUCUGUGGCGGGAGCAUUACAACGAGCAAAUCUGCAAAAAUCGGCAACAGUUACCCCGGUCACGUCUAUUGGUGUUGGUGGCGCACUGAUGAAAGGACCAUCUAUUACAACGAGCGCUCCUACAACUCCGGCUGCCAAUCAGGGACAGAAACGACCACUAACAGAUAGUAAACCACCCGAACCUAAAAUCGAACGAGUAAAUCUCAAGAAACUUUGUCGUAUGAUGGAUCUCGCCGACGUAGACAGUUUGAAAUUGCGGAAAUGUUCGGCACGGUUGGAAAAGUUGACCAAAGAACAAAUCGAAAUGCUUCAAACUGAUAUACGAAAAUUCAAGGUAGCAGAACCAAAACUAGCCAUGCGGCUAGGGCUAUUGAAGAAGAGCAACGAAAUGAUCUUUAGCAAAAUGAAGGAAGAUGAACGAAGAUUCCCAAGUUUGUUGGCCAAAAGGAAAGCUCAGGAAGAUUCGGGUAAUCCUGAAGAUUAUUUCAGCAAACCAAAGCUUCGGCGUGUUGAACGGAUUUCAGCUCCUAUCGUAAAGAAAUUGUCGAAGGAAGAACUAAUGAACACCAACACGUAUCAAAGAUUUAUGACGAUCAUGGGUAAAAUUUUUGAUCAACUGGAUGAGACAGAAGCCCCAAAUAUGGACGAUGGAGAGGAACAAUUUGAUUGUAUCCCCACAAGUAUGCUAACGAAUAUAGCAGCAGAAGCUGCAAAAUUGAAGGCCCGCAAUGCCAUCGAUGCCAUACCAGAAAAUAAGCUAAACUUGCUCAUCACCUACGCUAUGCGAUCUGUUCAUUCUGCGAAAAAUCUCAGCGGUACUGAACUCCAAGAUGAUCUGGUUGGCGAUGAAUGUAUCGAAAAAAUCCUUAAUGCCGUUGAAGCAGCACUUUUGAUCUGUUCAAUCUACACUUGCAAAAACACGAAAUUUCUACAAGAAGAUAAUAUUGAUGCCAUUAUAAAGUUUGUGCAGUUUCAGCUGCGAGAAACAGUAUUUCCUUCGUACGAUCCGGUUUAUUCGGUUGAAGCUAAGAAAAAAGUGGACGGGAAAAAGUCUAAGAAAGUUCCAAGCUACCAACAAAAAGGACUCUCGGUUCUAUACACAAAAAUCGUUGAGCUUGGUAAACUGCUGGUAACGAUGUUCGAAAAAUUUCACUUUGUCGAUACAAUCGUUAUCCAUGCUUCAGCCCUAGGCGUAGAACCUUUUUUCGUGGACAACAUCGAAACACUGCAAUUUGUGUGUCUUGAUUUGGUAACGAGCAUUUUCCAGAAUGAAAAGUAUUCUCAUCACCGCCGAAACAUCGUUGCGGACAUUCUCUCGUCAUUCGAUCGCCUUCCACAUUCAAAGCGUAACCUUCGGCCGUACAAGCUAGUAAACAACGCUGGUAAUAUCCAAAUGAUAACAGCUCUCGUGCUGCAGUUGAUUCAGUGUGCUGUGAUGCUUCCGGAGGGCCUUGGAGAAACCAAUCCGAAGAAACAAAACAACGACAACGCUGCUCCUAUCAACAGUACCAAUCCCAAAUCCGCCGACCUUUUUAUAAUUGGAAAAUACGACACGGCACUUAGUUUCGGUGGUAACUUUCUGGCCACAUUUCUGGAAAAGUGUAAAAGUCGAUCGAGUGAAACCGAUUUCCGUCCUCUGUUCGAAAAUUUCAUACACGAUCUACUAACAACGGUAAACAAGCCGGAAUGGCCCGCUUCUGAGCUCCUACUCAGCUUGCUCGGAACCAUGUUAGUGAAGAAAAUGUCAGAUAAAGGAACUGAACAGUCCAUUCGGGUAGUUUCGCUGGAGUAUCUCGGUAUUGUGGCAGCUCGCCUAAGAAAGGAUACUGUUGAAUCGCAUUGCAAGGUUCGAACAAUGGAUGCUCUUAUAAAAUACAUCAAAAUCGAACAAGAAAAAGAAGGUGAUGAAUUCAACAAAAACUCAAAGUUUAAGCUUGAUGAAGAAGAAGAACGUACCGAAUUUCUGCAGAAAAUUCUACUUGAUUUUCUGGCUGCAAACUCACAGGAAGGUAAUGCCGUUUGGAGUCAUUCGAGGCAUUUCUACAUAACACAGUGGUAUCGGGAUAUCAUUCAACGAAAGAAAAGCAUCGCAGAAGGUGAGAAAGGCUACGCAUCCCGCAAGAAGCAGGCCAAGAAACGACGAAAGUACGGAAGUGAUUCAGAAAACUCGGACGGUGGCGACUCUGACAUCGAAGAAGUCAAACCAGGCGUCGACCAAGAACUGAACAGUGAAAUCUUUCGGUUGCUGGACAAUCGAAAAUCCUUCUACCUGACACAAAUAUGUCCUUUCGGGGGAAAGAACGCAAUGGCGAGCGAAAUUAAGACCUACAUUGAUUAUAGCAAUGCAAAUUUGAUAGCCCAGUACCUGGCCAGCAAGCGCUCCUUUUCUCAAAGCUUCGACAAAUACUUGCAGAAAAUCAUCUUGGUGGUACGGGAACCGGUCGUGGCGAUCCGAACCCGCGCCAUGAAGUGUCUCGGUAACAUCGUCGAGGUAGAUCAGAUGGUUUUAACCAGGAAGGACAUGCAGAUGGGCGUCCACCAGAAGUUGCUAGAUACGGCCAUUUCGGUCCGGGAGGCUGCCGUAGACCUGGUAGGAAAGUACAUCCUGUCCGACCCAGAUUUGAUUGAUCAGUAUUAUGAAAUGAUAUCCCAGCGGAUACUGGACACGGGUGUUUCGGUGCGGAAACGGGUAAUUAAAAUUCUACGAGAUAUCUGCAUCGAGUAUCCGGAACAAGAUAAAAUUCCAGAUAUUUGUGUAAAGAUGAUACGGCGAGUUAACGACGAGGAAGGAAUUCAGAAGCUGGUUAUGGAUGUAUUCAUGACCAUGUGGUUCACUCCGUGCAAUGCCAAUGAUAAGGCGGCUAUGGGCAGAAAAAUCACCCAGAUUAUCGAUGUAGUUUGCUCUUCCCAUGAUACUGGUACUCAAGGUUUUGAUGCACUAUUAAAAUCGAUAUUCGAGCCCAAAGAAAACAAGGAGGAUUCCAAGGCGAAAAAGGAAAUUCCUCGAACGCUCAUCAAAGCUUGCCAGCAGAUCGUAGACGGGCUAGUGGAUGCAACCAUGAAGCUGGAAAGUUCAGAAAACAAGAAACUUGUGGGCUGCAUCACGGCACUGCAUAUGUUUUCCAAGGUUCAACCACAGCUGCUGGUGAACCACGCAAUGACCCUCGAACCGUACCUCAACAUACGCUGCCAAAACGCUAUCAACUAUAAGUUUAUUAGCAGUGUAGCGGAGAUUCUGGAACAGGUGGUACCAUUGAUGGAGCAUCCGAGUGAAAUAUUCUUAGCUGAUCUGGAAUCACAUUUGAUGAUGUUGAUUGUAACUCAAAGUCAAGCCGUCGUACUGAGCUGCGUAUCCUGCUUGUCGUCGGUUGUAAAUAAGAUUACCAAGAACUACGCACUGAUACGAGACUGUUUUUCUAAAUUUUACUAUAAGGGUUUAGUAUCUAGCAAAGAAAAGCUCAUGUCCGAUUCAUCAAUACCAAUCGAGCAGCUCUAUCGGCCUCAGUUUCGAAGGAGCAUCUAUACCGUCGGACUUAUUAUGCGGUACUUUGAUUUUAAGCAAUCGGAUGUCUACGGAGGUGGUGAAAAUGCACAAGGUGCAUUACCGGCCAACAUUUGUGAGGACGUUUACAGCACGUUGGCAUUUUUUCUGUCCUGCAGUCACAGUGAAAUUUGCAAAGAAACUCUUUUGUCGAUGGGAAAUUUCUGUGUGAAGAAUUUCGAGCAUCUCACGAAGCAAGAGUUGCGCGAAUACUAUCACUAUCUUCUGACACAGGACACGGUGCUAACCGACAUGAAGAUAACCGUACUGAAAAAUAUUCUAAUGUAUCUCACCGAAGAGGAAAACAAAAUGGUUCGGAACGAUAAAGAAUGGGCUAAGCAAUCACUGACAGAAGACUUAAAGGAGAUGGGAGACGUUUCAUCUGGCAUGGCGAGUAGAGUGAUCCAGAUUUAUCUGAAGGAGAUUUUACGAUGUUUUCUGCAUCGAGACACCGGUGUACGCAUGUGGGCUAUGCGAGUAGUCGAGAUAGUGUUGCGGCAAGGUUUAGUGCAUCCUGUGCAAAUAGUUCCUUAUCUUAUAUGUUUAAGCACGGAUCCGGAGAAAGAGGUUGCACAUAGUGCGGAUCGACAUCUUCAAGAAAUCGACAAGCAGUACCCUGGCUUUGUUAAUAUGAAAUCUCAUGCUGGAAUGCAGUACUCGUAUGAAUUGCAGGUCACACUUCAAGCUCAUGGUAACAACACUAUAGUAAGAGGUUACAGAGUUAAGGAUCCCCAAGAGCCACCGACGGCGAUGAACAGCUUUCUGUACACCCUGUUGCGGAAUACCAAACCUCAACGGAGAGCACUGGUGCAGUCCAUUACGAAGCAAUUUGAUGAUGGAAAACAUUCAUUGCAGCAGAUGCUCUAUCUGGCAGACAAUCUCGCCUAUUUCCCGUAUAUGGUGCAGGAUGAACCAUUAUACAUAAUCCAUCAUAUUGAUGUGUUGAUUUCGGUUACUGGCACUAACUUGUUGGCAACCUUUCGAGGACUGAAACCUCCGCCUGGCGCGGAAAAUAAUCCCGAUCAACCACCAAAUCCACUGGAAGAUGACGAUGACGAAGAUCAGGAAGAGAUUCUGAAACGACUACCGGAUGACACAGAACUUCAAACUUGCAUCACAUCAGCACAGGGUUGCAUCCUGCUGUUAAUACUCAAAACACACUUGAAAGAAAUUUACGGAAUCACGGAUUGUAAAAUUUCUCGAUACUCACCGUCCGAAUCGACUAAAAUCUACGAUAAGGCCAUGCAGCGACGGUCAAAUACUUUGUUUGAUCCGAAGGCGACGAUCGAUCUGCUUCGGCAGAAUAGAGACGUGAAAGCCGAGCAGAGCGAAGAAGAUCGAGUAGAGUUGGUGCAGCGGUAUUUAGAUUUCAAACAAUUGAUGCUCCGACUGGAUCCUGAUGAUCCCGAUUUGCUUGAUGAGGACGAUAAAGCCGCCCCUAAAGGGCAGGGAACGGCAGAAUCGAAUUCAACGACCACGACACCGGUUAAGGGCAACCACCAGAUGAGGGUGGAGGAGGGGCAAAUGGUUGCAACGACCCCUGCCACUAACAACAGCAACGCCCCGCCACAUGUCAACAAUGUAAAUAGUAAUAGUAAUCCGCCGGCGGUGACCCGUACUCCCAAAUCUACCAGAGCGGCUGCAGUAGCCGCCAAUUCGUCGUCCGUAAGGAAAUCGUUACCUUCACGAAGUGCGCGUAAAAAACGACGGAAACUGUCCAGUGAUGAGGACGAAGAAAGCGAUAUCAGUGAUAUGGAUUAUGACUUGAAAAAACGAAACAUACAUAAUUUGCAACUUUCCUAUCCAGGAGAAAGCAAAAUUUACACCCCAAUUCAUCUAACCAGAUAAAAAUCAACAGAUCAGACCUACAAAGACAUAGAUGCAUAUAAUAUAUUGUAUUAUUCAGAGAUAUUGAAUUACAUUUUUUCUGGGCACCUGGAGAAGUCGCCGCCACAUUGAUUAGCAAUACAUCUAUCCGUUUAACAGAGUGCAGAACAGAAAAGCGCCGUGAAUAACUUUGAUAUUCAACGUUGUGAAGAAAGAUUGUUACUUAUCCGAACAAUAACAGCUGUAACGAGCUAGUAACGAUGAUUCUAUCCUGAAGAUCUCAAAUCAAAAUGUUUGUUGAGAUCCACCAACUGGCAAUGUUCGUUGCUUACUCAAGUUGUUUGGCAACUGUUGGUUGGUUCGAAAUAAAACUCAGAACAGGUUCCAUAAACUGACAUGAAGAUCAGAUCCUUUACGGGAAGAAAUCGUUGGUUUAGGUACCCAGUCAUAAAUAUUUUCAAGCAAUUAUCAACGCGUUAAGUAUAUUUUUGGUUCAUUGUGGAAUCCGAAUAGUUCGCACACUGUACUCUUACUUUUCCGCUGUUGUGUAGAUGUGUAAUAGUCUUUUUUGUUUUUUUUUUUUGUUCAAAUUAGAUUAAUUUAAAUGGUUUUAGGUUGCUGCACACGUUUCGCUAUCCACUCGUGCUCGACAAAUCUCAACGUUUAUUUCAAACGACUAAGAAGAAACAAUAUGAAAAUUUCGAAAGAAAUAUUAAAAUACCAGUUGACUGUGAACAAAAUAAAACAUACAAAUCUUUAUAAAAUAAAAACAUCUGUGAAGAACUUGAA
Molecule: messenger RNA, 8838 nt
Organism: Uranotaenia lowii
Lineage: Eukaryota; Metazoa; Arthropoda; Insecta; Diptera; Culicidae
Gene: Nipped-B
Product: nipped-B protein
Biological process (GO): regulation of gene expression; replication-born double-strand break repair via sister chromatid exchange; establishment of protein localization to chromatin
Cellular component (GO): Scc2-Scc4 cohesin loading complex
Molecular function (GO): chromatin binding
Source: RefSeq, a predicted model, not a curated record